AUGCAUUAUUUCCCCUGUAAAUAUCAAUCCGCGUUUGAUGCCGGAAUCGCGGAUCGAUGCAAAAAUAGUUGUGAUGACGAAACCUUAAUAUCUCCUAUUCGCGAUGCAUUUGAAAAUGCUUCUGCAACAAUUGGUGAUGCUUUAAAAGGAAUAUAUUUUGGCACAUUCGACGGUUAUCACUACGUCUACCCCUGUGAGUCUACUCCCACUUCGUGCAAUGCUUAUGACCCCCGAAUUCGACCGUGGUUCCUUGACGCCCAAGAAGGAAGAAACAAAAAAGUUCAGUUCAGAGAAGACUGCAAAGAAAAGAGCUUUAGCGGGUUCGAGGGGACGAGAAUUUUCGAAGUUUUGGAAGAUCUUCACAAGUGCAACUUUACGGAAGAAAUUGAAACCUGCGAUGGCUCAGCUGCUUGUUUAACCUGCGAAGACGAUGAUCUUCGUUUAGGAGAAGAUUGGAGCUUCAAGGAGACGCUAGAAGAGUUUAAUUCUCUGAACGCGACUUUGUGGGAUCUCAAAUUCAGUAAAUUGACAAAGAAGCCGAGUGAAGAAAACAGCACCUCGGUGCUCGGUCUUCAAUACAACGAUGCAUUUAGAUUCGGGGAAAUAAAUACAGUCUCUCGAUUGAUGGAAACGGGUAUCAUAGGGCUGGACAUCGAUAUCUUGACUAGAGGCCCAAGAUUGAAGAAUCCACUGUUCAAGGGCAUUUUUGACUCGAAAUUCAAAUCAGAAAUCUUCUUCCUGGACUCCUUUGGCAAUUUCGUUUACCAUCCAAAGACUCUCACACCGCAAUACGAAGAGAAAUUAAAGAAUAAAACAGAGGAGACAGAUAAUUGCGGAAGUUUAUCAUACGAUGACAUGGAUUUUUUCUAUGAAAAUUGGGACUCUUCAGAUUUUGCGAAGGACGUUGAAGAAAUGAUAUCUGAGGGAUCUGAAGACACUAAAUCGAACGAUGACUACGAGAUAUUCAAAGUUAACUCAGCUGCUAGUUUUCUACUCAUGGUUGUAAAGUAUCAUGAGGGCGAAAAAGCUGUAUUAGAUGAGUGGGCACAACUUUAUGAAUCGGGCGCCGAUCCUCUUUUUAACAUUGAGGAAUCAGAGUGCAGUUUGAUUAUGGAUCAAAAAGUCUGCUUCGGAGAGAAAAACUCACCAGUUCUCCUCAUGGAUGCGGUCGAGAAAAUACCCGGAGGCGAGGAACUUAGAUUCAGUGAUGGAUUCAAUGAGUUCGAGUCAAGAGAUGAGAUGCUCGAUGCGUUUGAUGUGGGGGACGAAUAUAUCAAUUUGAACGUAAACUGUGGAAAAGCAACAAUGAAGGAAUGCUGGGAAGAUUAUAAAAGCUGUCUGACGACUCAGGCUCUCGUCGAUAUUUACCGAUUCGAUGGACUGCAAGAAAUUUUGAGAAAAUCAGAAACUUGUCCUGGUCAAUACAGAGUCGUUGCUGUGACGCCCUCUGGCUUGCUUUACUCAUACCCUCACUACGAGAUUAAUGCCGAUUAUCCGGUCCUUUUUGAAUCUUGGUACAUCAAUGCCUGGCAAAAAGAAGGGUGGCAAGAGGAACCGCGGGAAAAAGACGGAUAUGACGUGAUAAGCAAAGCUUUUUUCGAUGAACAAGAACUCUUGUUCGUCCUUGCCGUUCACUUGAAACAUCCGAAUUCGACUAUUCAAGGUUGGCCUCAGAUUGAUGCUUACAAGGCAAAAUACUACGAGCCAGUCUACCUUGAAAAAAUGACCAAGGAAGAGAAGAGUGUUUCGUACAAUUGUAUGGAAGGAAAAUUUCUAACUCUUCCGAAAACCUGCACGUUUUUGGACAACAAUGAUUGCACGAAAUCGAAUGACCUUGUAAAAGCUCUGAACGGGGUCAAAAUCGGAUGCUCAGAGCCAUUAUCCUGGGCCCCAGCAUUUGCAUCUGUCAUCGUAUCGGUCAUUUUGGUGCUCCUGACCAUGUAUAUUUUGAAAUUGUAUCACAAAAAGGAAGAUAGAGCUCGAAAUGAACUUCAGAAAAACCCUGAAGCUAAUUCUGAAGAUUCCUGCUGUAUAAUUUUGUAA
Oikopleura dioica is the source of this 2043-nucleotide messenger RNA. The record is from the annotation of a GenBank genome assembly. Lineage: Eukaryota; Metazoa; Chordata; Appendicularia; Copelata; Oikopleuridae.